CCCCGCCAUCUGCCGCGUCGUGAAGCGCGCCAACGAGUUCGACCUCUCCGCAUCCACAUCGCGAACUGACAUCAUGGCCAGCCAUGGCGUUCCCAGAACCGCCGCCGUUGAGCGCACCGAACAGGUCAAGCAAAAGGAGCUGCAGCAGAUAGACCAGUACAAUGAGCUGGUCCGCCUCGUCAAUACGAAGGUAUCUGAAGAGCAGUACAGCACCGAAACCUUGGCUCUGGUCUCGAAGCUUCUUACUCAGAACCCCGAAUACUACACCAUCUGGAACUACCGCCGGUUGAUCCUGCAAGACACGUUCAAGAAUGCUCUGGCAGAACCUGCGAUUGAGCCAGCCGCCUUGUCACCGGGCCAGCAGAUCAUCCUAGACUAUAUUGUCAACGACCUCCGCUUCCUGGUGCCCCUUCUCCUCAAGUUCCCCAAAUGUUACUGGAUCUGGAACCAUAGACUCUGGUUGCUCGAGCAAUCGACUGGCCAGUUACCAGCCAGCCAUGCACGGCGUCUCUGGCAGGAAGAACUCGGUCUUGUUGGCAAGAUGCUCAACCGAGACAGCCGUAACUUCCACGGCUGGAGCUACCGACGGAUCGUAGUAGCGCACCUCGAGCAGCUGCCAGCAGCAGAAACAGACCAGGAAGCGGAGCGUAGCGGCACAAGCAUGACGGAGCCUGAAUUCGCCUACACGACCAAGAUGAUCAACACGAACCUGUCCAACUUCUCUGCCUGGCAUAAUCGCAGCAAACUAAUCCCGCGCCUGCUAGCCGAGCGCAACGCCGACGAAUCUGCACGCCGCGCCUUCUUGGCCGCGGAGUUUGAGUUUAUCCAGCGAGCGCUGUACACGGACCCGUACGACCAGUCGCUGUGGUUCUAUCAUGCGUACCUCAUGAACACAGUCGAUCCUGACACGCCGCCCGAAGCGCGCAUCUGUCUUGACCUGGACAGUGGCUUGCCCAAGGAAACGUACGACGAGCAGCUUGAGAGCAUUAAGGAUAUGAUGGACGGUGCUGAGGAUUGCAAGUGGAUCUACCAGGCGUUGCUGCAAUGCGCGCUUGCGCUGAAGGCUGUCAGUCCUGACAGCGUGUCGGAGGACGAGAUGGCGGCGUGGCUGGCUGAGCUGAGGAAGCUGGACCCUCUACGUUCGGAGAGGUGGGAUGACUUGAGCAAGAAGCUUAAUAUUUGA
This is a messenger RNA of Aplosporella prunicola CBS 121167, 1183 nucleotides long. RefSeq lists its product as uncharacterized. NCBI's taxonomy places the organism in Eukaryota, Fungi, Ascomycota, Dothideomycetes, Botryosphaeriales, Aplosporellaceae. The coding region runs from base 74 to 1183 and encodes 369 amino acids. The record is from RefSeq and is a predicted model, not a curated record. Gene Ontology annotation, biological process: protein geranylgeranylation. Gene Ontology annotation, cellular component: cytoplasm; Rab-protein geranylgeranyltransferase complex. The transcript is spliced from 2 exons. Gene Ontology annotation, molecular function: Rab geranylgeranyltransferase activity.